Messenger RNA from Podarcis lilfordi (Lilford's wall lizard), 13876 nucleotides. Lineage: Eukaryota; Metazoa; Chordata; Lepidosauria; Squamata; Lacertidae. The record is from the annotation of a GenBank genome assembly.
AUGCUGCUGCUUGCUCAGCAAGAAUGCUUGUGCAUGGUAACCCCUUUGAGCUACUAGCAUUAAGUUUAGAUGUGAAAACUGGAUUCUUUAUGUAGGAAGCAGUGCUUCCCAUUCAGCAUAUAAAUUUCAAAUGACUAACUUCCAUCACAUUUCUAGCAGAUUGCCAUUUUCAGAAAGCUGCAUAUAAAUGAAUGUAAUUGCAGGGACUAAGUGUAUAAUAAUUGAGUUGAGUUAAAACACUUUUAAUAUAACUUUUGAUUCAUUGGCUGAAGUAAAAGGGUGUUAAAACAAGUAUAUAAUCUCCAAAUAUUUAUAACUAUAGCACUGUGGAAUUUUACAAGUUUUAUUCCGAAUUUGAAGUGAUAAUCAACAGAACUGAGAUUCCAGUAGUUAAAUGUAAACACUGGCAGAACUUGCAUAUAUUAAAAAUGGUGUUUAACAUAAUAUUUUGGCGUUUUAAGAGUUUAUAUAAUCCUGUAUACUAUGGCAUAGUGCUCUCUCAUUGCACACAUCCUAAAGAAAAUAUUUUGCACUGUUUUUUUGUUUACAUCCUUGCACAAUGCAUCCUGUGCAUGCAUGCUUGGAAACAGUUCCCACUGUUCAAUACAGCUUAUGCCCAAGUAUGCACGCAUAGGAUCCUGUUCAUCAAAUCGGUAUAAUAAUAUACUUUUCCUUCUAAAUCUAGGUGUUGGGUUGUUGUUUUUUGUAAUGCUUGACUGUUUUCAGAAAUGAUGUAUUAACAUUUCUGUUAAUACUACCAUUGGAUAUUUGAUCAAGAUAUAUGCACGUAAUUUGGUUUCCAUUUGUAUGUUAAGAUUAUUUAAUACUGGAUGCUUCAUUUUUGAGAAGGCUUGGAUCCAAAGCAGUUUGCAGUUAUUUCUCCUGGUGCAAAGGGGGCCUACUUGCUUCUCCAUCUGGCAGUAGCUCCCCACAUCUUUUGAAAAAAGAUCUGCGGAAAGUUGGGGGGGAUCCUCUAGAUUGGCCUUUUGGGGGAAUGGAAAGCACUGCAGUAAUUUGUUGGGGGUGGUGAUGGUGGAAUCGGCAACUUUCCCACACCACGCACGUAAAAUAGUGCUUUUUUUCUAAUGCACUGAGGUGGUUUGACUCAAAGUCCAUGUAAAUUGUGCCUAUUAGAUAUUGGGUGAUAUCUAACAUUAGUCAUACUCAAGGGAGACACCGAGUAUGACUUCAUUGAAUGGUACCCAUUGUUCUUGUAUUAAAUAUGUUAGAACUAUGCAGUUUUCAUACAUUACUAGUGAUUUAUUGAAGCUUGGAAAUCAGGGCUAGAGAAAGGUUACAGAAUUGUGUAAUAUUAUUAUAGUCCUUCAGCUGAAAACCGAAAUGUCACAAUUGCAUCAACUUGUAUACUCAGGUUUACUGUACAGCUUGUACGGACUUACACAUAAUUUAAUACUACUGAGUUCUUCUUUCUUAACUUACAUGCUUGAGGGCCUUAUAUAUAUUUUUAGGACACAGCUCAAAGAGUCUUGUUGGCCAUGUGCAAAAGCUUGAUUCUCCACAGUAUCUUCUUAGACCUGUGCUGUUCCCCUGAAUUUUUUGGCAGGUUUCAUUAGUGCUGUGGAGGCUACUUCCAGAAGCCCAGCUGUGUGUAGAGUUCACCCUCCAGCACUUUGAAUCUGGGCCUUAUUUUUAAAUGGAUGUUUACUACCUCACAUUGGGGGUGGGGGGAUAGCCAGUGUGCUAAUUGUGCUCAGAGUAGACUUAAGUCCAUUGAUUUUGACAGGUCCAUUCUGAUUAUAACUUGGUUGGAUAUCACUUGGUUGGUUUUUGGAUUUUUUUUAUUAAAAAGAAGCACAAAAUCAUGAAAUGGUACUUUUCACACAGGUUUUUUUUUAAGAGAAUGUGAUGUGGGACAACUAAAAGUUUAUGAAACAUUGUUUUGCAUUUUGUUACAGCUUAACAAUUUGUAUUUUUAAAAAUAAUUUACUUGCAAGUAUACUUUAUUUUUUAGUCACUGUUCAUGUUUAAACAGCUUUAAAACAUUGCUUGUAACCAAACAGCUUUGUUUGUGCCUUGUUCAUGUUUUUGUUAAUCCAGAUUUUAAUAAAAAUUAAUAUAUCUUACUCAACGUUUUGCUCAUUUUUCAGUAACAUUGGGGAUGUAAAAAGUUGAUUGGCCAUAAAAUAUUAGUUUACAUGCUGGAAAAUAAAGGAUAUACAAUCAGUUUAUUUUAUAAUUCUCAUGAGUACUAUGUUGAAUUUUUUUUUGCUUCCAUGUGACAGGUCAUCCUGUUGAGUAGGAGUGAAUGGUCAGCUUUCUCUGUGCUAGGUUUGAAUUUAAAUCUAGGGAUUUAUGAAACUGAAAUCAUUGCAUUUUAGGGUCUCAUCUCCACAAAAGAGAAGAGAGCCACGUUUGCUGCCAGACUUUCCUUCUUACUGCUUUUACUACAGAAGUGCUUGCACCUAAGAACAUAGCAAAGCAUCAGCUCUUGAAAUCUUGAACCACAGUUGUUUUGAAAACCCUUCUUUCAGUGACAUGUAGAAAAUUACCCUAGGGCCAACGUUUGUGCCAUUCUAAUAAUGUAACUUUAUAAAAUAGCCCUAGGCUAGCUAUUGAACCUCCAUUGUUUAAACAUAAUAGAUUUUUGAGGAAUCAAAAUAAAGAUGGAGAAGCAUACAUUUUUUUUCUUUCACCUAUGUAUAAUAUUUUCAGUUUCUGUAUGAUGGCAGGAGACAAUACUGCUGAAUACAAAAGGGAAAUAUGUCUGAAGUUAUUUCUCCAUGACACUGAAACAAAGUUACCAGUGUCCCCCCCCCCCUAAAAUUUGAAUACAACCUAUUUCCUGGGGGGUAGGGGAACCGAAUCCUUGCAAAGUUUGUGGAAGUUCCUUCCUUUCCCUGCAAUAAACCAGCUCCUUGUAGAAAGGACCCCCUUGCCCAGAUGGCAUGAAUUGGGCAGUCAUUUCCCAGUUGAGCCAGUUGCGCAUUGUCUUCAGGGCCAGAUUUAGGUCUGAUGAGGCCCUAAGCUACUGAAGGUAAUGGGGCCUUUUAUAUGUCCAGCUGCCCUAUGUCAACAAAUUGUUGCUGUUUUUUGUGUUGAAUAUAUGCUAUAUGGUCAUUUAUGGACCUAACAGGUAUCUAAAGUCAUUUGCACAUAACAAAAUAUGUAUUUUAUCAAAGUAAUUGUUGAACUGAAAUACAAUUAAGUAGUCAUACCUCGGGUUGAAGUAGCUUCGGGAUAAGUAUUUUCGGGUUGCGCGCUGCGGCAGUAACGGAGUACAUUACUUCCGGGUUUCGCCACAUGCACAGACGGUAAAAAUGACAUCUCGUGCAUGCGCGGAAGCGGCGAAUCACAACGCUUGGACGCGGGUUGCGUUUGCUUCUGGAUGCGAACGGGGCUCCGGAACGGAUCCCGUUUGCAUCCAGAGGUACCACUGUAUAUUAAUAGUGAAUUUUUUGGGGGGGGGCAAGAGAGUGGGGCCCUAAGCUAUAGCUUGUUUAGCUUAUAGGUAAAAAGCGCACUGAUUGUCUUCCAGGCACCCUUUCAUUUCCACCCACUUUUGACAACAGCAGCAACUGAAAAAAGAGACCCGGCUCUUCAAAUCCUCAUUUUAGGAUUUCCUAGUCAUGUUGGAUCUUUGAGAAGGUUCCAGUCGAAUUUUGUGGGAGAUUUUUGCAUUUCUUGGAAAGUCUACUUUUGAUAAAAGGCGGAGAACCAACCAGGAAACAACUUUCUCGACCCGACAGUUCCAUUCGCGCCGUCAUUCGGUGAAUUAAAAAAAAAAAAAGCCUUUGCGGGAAAAGGGAAAUUUUGUUAUUAAAAAGGGACGCCGAGGCCACCCGUUGCCGGGCGUUUCGAGAGGCCGCCGCCCGGGGGCGCUUCGCUUCGUGAGUUUGCACGGCGGCUUCGUGAGGGCGAGGCCCUGUGGCUGCUCUCCAUUCCGGGCGGAGGGAGAGGCAAGGCCUGGGGCGCCUCCAGGACCUGGCGGAAGCCGCCUCAGUUUCCGAGGGCCUACGAAGGUUUGCCGCCGCCGUCCUCCUCCUCCUCCCAUCCUUGGAGCUGCUUCAUUGGCCGAGAGAGAGAGAGAAGGCGGGAAAGGACGGGGAGGCCUGUAAACAACGGUGGCGGCUGGGGCCGCGCGUCUCCCACGGGGCCGCUUGAACUUGUCGGGGCUGAAGCAGAAGACGCGGCGGCGGCGGCGAGCCAAGGUUCCUCCUGUCGCCGCUCAGGAUAUAUCGCGGCUCCUGUGGGAAUCAUUGCUGAGGGGCUGGAUCCUGUCCUGGUUUUCGGUCUAGCGGGGGGGGGGGGUCUUGCCAUGGCUUAAUCUGAUCCCCGGAACGUGUUUUCAGUGUUAGGGCUCAGGCGAGGAAGCACGUGAGGUGAUUUAAAAAGAGAGAAAGCUCUCAUCUUGAUUGCUUGGGUUUAAAUAGUUUUCCUCGCGGUUUGAGGGAGAGAGAAGGAUGACUAAGGCUCAGGGUGGGCGCCAGCCCUUGGAGCCGCCUGGUUUAAUGGUUAGAGCUGACGCUCAUCAUCAUAGUGGUGCCCUCUUGUUCUUCUCUGUUCUUUUCUACUUGCACCUUGAGAUGCCCUAUCCAAGGGAUUGUUUGGAAAUGUUAUUUAAUUUCUAGGUAGUCCUCUCAAUGGAUUAUAGAUGUUGCGAGCUUCAGAUCCAAUGGGGCAGAUCAGGACCGUCAUUUAUUUACAAAUACAGUAUUUAUAUGCUGCUGUUUCAUUAAAAAGUAGCAAAGCGGUUUGCAACAGAAAUACAUAAAACUCCACAGUAAAAACCAUAUUUAAAAGUUAAAAACGGAGCAAACUUCUGUAAAACGCAGGGUUUAGGUCAGGCAUAGGCAAACCCAGCCCUCCAGAUGUUUUCGGACCACAGCUCCCAUCAUCCCUGACCACUGGUCCUGUUAGCUAGGGAUGAUGGGAGUUGUAGUCCCAAAACAUCUGGCGGGCCAAGUUUGCCUAUGCCUGGUUUAGGUACACUGCCUUUCAUUCAAAGAGCUGUUGAAGAACCGGGAAGGAUAGGUGAAUACAUGUCUUCUGUGUCCGUGUUUUGUGUGCUUUUCAUAUUAAGUCCUAUGGGAAAGAGUGUGCUGGUGGGAGGCCCAGCACCACAUCCCACAAGAUGUACCGUAUUUACUCGAGUCUAAUGUGCCAUCGAAUCUAAUGGGCACCUCAGUUUUCAGAACCUUGAAACCCAAAAAAGUAUUUCCUGGCAAAUGUACAGUAAAUGUGCCAUUGAAUCUAAUGCACACCUUAAUUUUUGCAGCAUAAUUUGGCCAAAAAAGAUGAGCAUUAGAUUUGAGUAAAUGCAGUAGGUUUGUCAGCAGGUGUGUCAGCAUUUGAAGUGACCUUGUUUCUUUUUUAAUUGAAGGGCUUUCUAGGUUCCAAAGGACCACCUCCCCACUUCAUGUGCCCAGUACAGUGGUACCUCGGGUUACAUAUGCUUCAGGUUACAUACGCUUCAGGUUACAGACUCUGCUAACCCAGAAAUAGUACCUCGGGUUAAGAACUUUGCUUCAGGAUGAGAACAGAAAUCGUGCUCCAGCGGCACAGCAGCAGUGGUAGGCCCCAUUAGCUAAAGUGGUGCUUCAGGUUAAGAACAGUUUCAGGUUAAGAACGGACCUCUGGAACAAAUUAAGUACUUAACCUGAGGUACCACUGUACUUAAUUUUUAAAAACCCACAGUGUGAUUGCCGUGCACAUUAACAAAACAUUUUUUAAGGCUUUAAUUGAGAGGAAGCGAUUGCAAGGCUUUGUUUUUGGAUGAAAGGAGGCACAUAUGCAUGUAUCUUUUGGAUAUAAAACAUAUUGGUCUCAUCUGUGGACAGCUGUUAAGGAAUAAUAAGUGCUGGGAUGAGCCUUUGUGGUUUUAAAAUAUUUUGCUGUUGUUUAUGCUCACUUCUAGAAAUCUUUUGAUCUGGCAGUUGGAUUGUGUUACUCAAAUAUGGACAGGAAUCCAUCACCACCUUCCAGCAAUGACGAGGAGGAGGAUGUCGUUCCUGGGGAUUCUAUUAGAAAUACAGUUUACAGCAAACACUGGUUUUUCAGCGUCCUUACAAAACUUAUUGAGGUAUGCUGCAUACACAUGAAAUAAUAAUAAUAAUAAUAAUAAUAAUAAUAAUAAUAAAUUUUAUUUAUAUCCCGCCCUCCCCAGCCAAAGCCAGGCUCAGGGCGGCUAACAACAAUCAAAUAAUCAAACAAUCAAAUAAUCCAACAUUCUAAAACAUUUCAUUAUAAAAAUUAAUUAAAAUCAAAUUAAUGGCAACCGUUAAGCAAAGUUCUGUGCAGGUUGCCAGAGGAGGGAGUCAGGCUGGGCCCUGACCAAAGGCCUGGUGGAACAACUCUGUCUUGCAGGCCUUGCGGAAAGAUGUCAGGUCCCGCAGGGCCCUAGUCUCUUGUGACAGAGCGUUCCACCAGAUUGGAGCCGCAGCCGAGAAAGCCCUGGCUCUAGUUGAGGCCAGCCUAACCUCUCUGAGGCCUGGGACCUUCAGGAUGUUUUUAUUUGCAGACCGUAGGUUCCUCUGUGGGGCAUACCAGGAGAGGCGGUCCCGUAGGUACGAGGGUCCUAGGCCGUAUAGGCCAAACUGGAUGUGAGGGCAACAAACAAUAUGUUUGAAUUGUACAAUGUCUAGUUUUAGAAGCUUUUAAAAUGAAUGUGUAUAUAUGUGAAAAAUAUGUAGUCUAUAAAACAUAUAAUGUAUAAAACAGCAGGUAAAAAUAGAUGGGAAGAAGCCCUGUCUAAGUAAAUGCUUGAUCUCUUGCAUCUGCAGGGAAUUGAACUGGAUGAUAUUCAAGGUCCAUUCCAACCAGUGGUUGCUGAUUUCAAUUGGAACUGUGAAAUGUGUAUUCUAAGGCUGCAGUCCUAUUUGUAUUUGCUUGGAAUUAAGUCAUGUUGACAUCAGUGAGACUUGUCUUUGAGUAAAGAUGGGUGGACUGAGGUGGGCAGGUGAUAAUUUAAAAUUUGCCAUGCUGGUGCAAAUGCAAAGUGAAAUUAAAUUAAAAUCUUGUUGGAGUUAUGCUUUAUUUGUGCUAUAAUGAAUAACAUAAUUUCUGAUUUCUAGUGAUAAACUUAUUGCUCACACUCAGGCCACUGAAACAGUAGUGUAUUGAGGUAAUACUUCAUAUUUGGGUAGAAGUUGCUCCUUAUGGGUCAAACAGGAGAAAAGUUGUGCAGUGCAGACCAAUGUGUGUUUCAGCAGACCAAUGGCUUAUUGUGCUACUUUGGUUCCUUUGUCAGUAUGUUCUUUUCUUUGGAAGGUUGUUAGCUCUAAGGAAGAUGAAUCUGAGUUGAACAAUGUUGAAGAACAAUUGGAGCUAGAUGAAGAACUGGAAAAUGACAUUUGCAAAGUAUGGGACAUGUCAAUGGAUAAGGUAUGUUUUUAGUGAUUUGGAUAUUUUUAGUGGUUGUUAUCUGUAGAUAUUUGCAGAUAUGUAUUUUGUUUUAUUCUAUGUUUAAGGUUAGCCUUAUUGUAAACAACUUCAAUUUUUUUAGAGUAAGAUAUCUAUAAAUUAAUAAAAUAAGUAUAUUCUGUAAAGGUUUGCAAUUAUCUGGGAGACGUCUGGUAUCUGUUCCUUAGAUAUUUUAGUGUCCAGUAAGCUUGUCAAAGAAGAAUCAUGCAUAGCUAUUGUUGGCUAGGAACAGCGCUGCUAAAAUGUGUAAGUUGCAAGACUGUGUUGUUUUGUGCUAUCUGUUAGCACUCUCUUUGGGCAAAAUCCAGUGUUAGUCAAGCUCAGAGUAGGCCCAUUAAAAUCUGUAGACCUAUUCUGAGUGUGACUAACACUGGAUAUUCACUCAUUGUAUAUUGUCUUGGAAGUUUUUUUUCCUGCCCUAUUUUUUUAAAAAAAAUGUGAGAUGAAUGAUGAGUACCUUCUGAAAUAUCAAUUUACUGUAGCUGGUCAAGUUGCGUAUCAUGAGAGUUUCUUGUGUGUGGAAAAACUGCUGUCCAUCACAGAGUUCUUAGGAAUUGUGGGAAUAAUCUGGGCCAGCUCAGCAAAAUACAUAGGACCUUAUUGGCUUUCUUACCAAUUUCUUAAUAUCUUGUAUUAAUUUAAGAAGCAAUUGGAUAUUUUUCUAUUAAUGGAUAUAUCAUUAUAGAUAAUCAUUAACUUUGGUGUAGGAGGGACUAAAAUGACAAGUUUUAAUGCACUGGAUAAAUAAGAACUGACAAGAUAGCUACUUAUAGUUGGGUAUGUGUAGUGGUCAUCUGAAUCUGAAUGAAAGACUGCCUUACUUUUCAAAGUGAACUGAAUUUCAUUUCUCAUAUAAUCGUCCGCUGACACAUAACCAUUCUUGUUUUCAGGAUGUUGCUUUAUUUCUGCAAGAGUUUAAUGCCCCUGAUAUAUUUUUGGGUGUCUUUGCCAAGUCCAAGAGUCCUCGGCUUACUGUAAGUCAUCUUUUGACUCUGUACCCUGUUUAUUAAUAAUGUAUUGUGCUUUUUUGAUGCGAUCCAUAUGCCUUAUGUAGGCAGGUGUAGAUGAAAGGCAAAAUAGAAAAGAAUUGGUAUUCAGCUCUACCAGUAGACAAGCCAAUAUAGAAUCAAGGCCUAUUUCUCAAUUUCCAGCAGGUUUUGUUCUUAGUCACAGUUCUGCACAAUAUUAUUAUAAAUGCUGGUGUGUGGAGGCAGUUUCUUUUGGCCUCUGGGAGUUGAUGAUGCAGUGCAGCUUCUUGCCUCCAGGAGGAAGGAAAUAGGAAGAUGAGGUGCAGAUGGAUUUGGGAGCUUGCUGAUGACAAAGAGGCUGGCUCACAAAAGCAGAACUUCCAUUGAUCUGCUGUGUUCUGGCCCUGACAGUAUACAUUUCUCUCUCUCACACACCAAGUAACACACAGUGUUACUGUGCAAAUAACUUUAUUCUUAUUUGGGAAUACUUAAUUGGUUCAUGUUCUUCCAAAAUAUCUUGGAGCACCUGAAUCUAGCCACUGCCAAAGAAGAAGACAUGGCUAAAUGUUGCUCUGCUCUGAGCCUGUAUGGCUGCUGAAGACCAAGCAAGGGUCAAAAGCACACAUGUCCUAUUCCUUGAAACUAUUUUUCUCUCUGCUACAAUCUUUUCCUCCAUUCUUUUUCUCCUUAAAUACUUUAUGCUUACUGUAGGCAAGCUCUACUUUAUGUGCUUAACCCCACUAUAUUGGCAUUUCAGGAAAUCUGUGUGGGAAUACUGGGCAAUAUGGCCUGUUGCCAAGACAUAUGCCUGUCCAUUAGUAAACAUGAGAACCUUGGGUAAGUAGUAUGCUUUUUCUUGGUUUCUCAGUGUUUUUGAAACUGUAAAUGUUUCAACUCUUAAUUGUUGUUAAAGUACUAGACAGGCACAUGUACUAGACAUGCUCUUUAUAGAGUGGGGGAAAACAGAUUCAAGAUAUUAACAUUUGUAAGACUGGACAGGAGGGUGACUGGUAAUAAGGGCAAGUAGGAGUCAGAUGACUCUGUAAGUUUUUGACUUCACUACAGAAGAAGUUUUAGUGAGAGGAAUGUCAUUGAUAUGGCAGGAAUCAGAGCCAAAGCAUAAGAGUUAUGGAGUAAAUGUAAGAAAAGGAACUGAUAGACUGAGACCUGGUUUUCUAUGCAUUUGUAUGGGGAGGGCAGAAGGAUGGUGAGGGAGAGCUUGGAGAUACUGAAAGAAUGGAGAAAGAAUUGUCUGAAAGAAUGUCUGAAAUGUAACAGUUUGAAGGAGAACAGGGGGGAGUGUGGAAAAGAGCAUAAAAUUUGUACAAUUCAGAUUGUACCAUGCACAGUCCUUUUCCAAUAGAGGUUUUUCAGCAGCUUCUCCGUAGCUUCUCCGGCAGCGCGGCAGCAGCAGGAGGCCCCAUUAGCUAAAGUGGUGCUUCAGGUUAAGAACAGUUUCAGGUUAAGUACGGACCUCCGGAACGAAUUAAGUACUUAACCCGAGGUACCACUGUAUGUGUCUCACUUCAUCUUAUGCUUGGAUAAAGAAGUUCCUCCCAGCUUACUUAUUCUUUAUUCUUGCAGCUAUAAAUAUUAGAGAUGUAUAUUUAGGAGAUGGUGGCAUGUGGUGGCGUACGUCUGGACAAAAUUUCAGAAAAAUGUAUGGGAAAUUAAUCCUCGCUGUCUCCUCAUUUUCAAUCUGUUGUCAUUUUUUCAGACAGAUGGUGCUGCAGCGUUUAUGUGAUUCCGAUUCCCCUACUCUCCUCGAAACAAGCAGGUAAGCUAUUUUGUCAGUAACUAAAAUAGCAUAAGCUACCCCUAAGUAUUGAGUUGUAGUGCAUGUAAAUAAAAUAUUAGCAGUUGUGCUUAAUUUCAUGAAUAAAGGCUUCAAUCCUACAUAUACUUACUUGGAAGCAAGUGCUAUUGAAUACAAUAGGCCUUACUUUCAGGCUUCCAAAUUCUUUUCUACCUAAAAUCACAUUUGAACUGAUACCAGUAUCCCAGAUUCUCAUUUUUAUUGUAACUCAUUUACACAUAUGGAGUUAAAAUUAAUGGUACAAUCCUAUUAUUGAGAAGCAAGUGCCAUUGACUUCAAGUGGACUUACUUCCAAGGUUGCAUCCCAAAUAUUGGCUUUCUUUUUUAAGUGUGAUUAAGUGUAAUUUUUCCCCUUUAGGUUGUUGCUAACUUGCCUCUGCCACUCUGAGGUAGCCAAUAUUUGGGUGGAAAGAAUUCGACAAAGUCCAUCAGUGUAUGACUGUGUAUGUUUCAUCAUGUCUAGUUCAACAAAUGGUAUGUUAUAAAUUAAUCUGAAUAUUGCUCCUGUCAGGCCACUUUUUGUUUCCUUAUGAAAAGGCUAGCAUGUUUCAAAUAACUCUUUUAUCAAUUGAAUGUUUUUAUAUUUCUUAAGAAAAAUGUUCCAGGCAUUUUAACUGAGGUAUAUCAAUAACUAUUUAACUCUUUUUGGUGAAUUCUUCUGAAUGCAUUGUAAUCCUAACCAGCACAGCUGUCUCCUUCCCGCUCAUGAUAGUAAAAGGGAACCCAAUUCCGUCUGGCAAGCUGCAGUACUUAUGUGGAUGAAACUAUCUUCGUGCUACUUUGACUACAGCCUUUGGGUGGAAUUCCAUGUUGGGCUAUGACAAAAGUUCCGUUCCACUCAAGCAUUGCAGGUUUUCCAGACAGAACGACCCAACCCUACCCCUUUGUGUUGUUCUGGGUGCUUUUUUGCACAAGUGGAAGUGGUGAUAGGUAUGUACUUUACAACUGUAUUGAGACAGUUGUGGGGGGCUGUAUAGAAAUGUUUGAACUAAUAAAUAAGAUCUCAAGGAGCUUAUACUAAAAGUAAGUCACAAUAACAGAUAUCACCAAAAGAAGCCAGACCAAAAAAAUAUAUCAAUUGAAACUGUUUUCUUUGUGUUGUUUUCUAAGAAGUGAGCAAGAUUAAAUUUUAUUUAAUUAGUUCAUCAAUGUAUAAAUGAGCCUUGAUUUUUGUUACAGUGGAGUUGCUAGUGAAAAUAGGUGAGGUGGUCGACAAGUUGUUUGAUUUGGAUGAAGAAUUAAUGUUAAACUGGAUUAAGAAAGGUUCUUGUCAGUCAGUGGAGCAGCCUGCGGAUGAUUCUCCAGAUGAGCUUCCAAAUUUCAAAAUUGUACCUUGCCUGCUUGAAGCUGUAAAACAAAUCUGGUAUGUAUAUGCCCAUAUCUGAAUGCAUGUGAUAUUGGAGCUACUUAUUUAUAUUUUUAUCCCACACUUGGCAGCAUACAUAGUUUCCCUUCUCCCCAUUUUAUCCUACUAGACCAAUGUUACCCAAUGAGACUCAUUGAUUAGGGGAUUUGAACCCAAAUCUCACAUGUUUUAGUCUGUGUUAUGCAUAGUGGCUUUUGGGUAUACGUGUACCAUUUCAUGGGUGCCCAAAAUGUUAUUUUUUAAAAAGUCCACACUUGACCUACCUGCCAAAGCGAUAGGAAGACUGUACUCAUAUUUAUAAGAGGGCUGUGUCUCUGUCUGUCUGCACAUAGGCUUUUUCCUUAUGGAGAAAAGGAGAAAGUCUGUUCAUGUAAGCAGGGAACAAGUGUACAUGCCUGAACAAAAAUAGCUUGUUCAAACUAUUACUGGAAAUGAAAACUCAAGAACAACUUGAGUUUAGCCGCCCUAAGAGUAAUUGACUGAGAACUGAGGUAGAAAUAUUGUAAAAAAAUAAUUCACUUUACAUAGGCAUACAGAUAUCUUGGUGGUAAUAGUUCUAAACAUAAUUUGUAAUACUUUUCUGCAGCACAGAUAAAAGUUCAGAAGGGUUUGAUGUUUAUAUGCAUAUCCUACAGCUGCUCACCACAGUGGAUGAAGGCGUUCAAGCUAUUGGUAGGAUGCUUCAAUUGCACUUUAUUGUAACAAAUUUGAAGAAUUCUUUGGUAGACGUUCUCUUCAAGUUGCAUGAGAUAUUUCUUUUUUUCCAUUCUGAAGUACAGACUCCUGGUAAUGGAAAAGAAACUUGGACUUUGCUGUAUGAUCUGUUUUGUCAUGAACUCUGCCAGCCCGAUGAUCCACCAAUUGUUGUUCAUGAACAGAAGACAGUCUUGGCUUCUACUUUGUCUGUGUUAUCAGCCAUCUUCGCUUCACAGACUAUAUAUGGACACAGACAUGAAUAUAUCAAGAUGGAGAAAAGCAAGUGUAUUUUCUUACCACAAGAGCUAAUAUUUUAGGGAUGCUAAGGUUUUUAUAAAAAACAGUGGCAGUCUGGAGUUGUGGUAUAGGUCACAGGUGAUGGGGAAUGAGAAAAAGUAUAUGUUCAUCUAGGCAAAUGUCUGUGUAGACCACAGUUGUGUGACUCCCCAGUACGGGCAAAUUUGCUUCGGUGGCUGGACCCCCUCCCCUUUUAGUGUCUUAUAUUCCUUAGUUGGGGAAUAAUUCUUUCAAUCCUCGGAAUGUUCAUUGUUUUCAUUAUAAUAAAGCAUGUAGAGACACAUUCCAUUUUUCAUCAAAGCUUUCACAUCUCAAAACCUUUAAUUACUCUGUUACUUAGGGCAGAUUACAAAAAAUGCUAGUUCAUACAUCCAUAAAGUUUUUUCUUGUUUUACCUGUCAGAUAUGCCUUUGAUUGAUAGCCUGAUUAGAGUCUUGCAGAACAUGGAUGAAUGUGGGAAGAGAUCUGUAGAAAGCUCCAACAAACCCAAAUCAGAGGAGGCCAAGAAGUUGGGAACAGCUGAGGAGGAUUUUCAUUUUAAAAUCUUGAAGGACAUCUGUUGUGAACUACUGUCCAAUGUGCUUCAGGAACUUUCUAAGGUAACAGGCAUAUGAACCUGUAGAUUCACAUGCUUUUUGUCUCUGCUCUGGUUUUAUCACUAGUGCAGUGAUGAACACGAUCAUCUUUUAUAUGGGUUACAGCGUUCAUUUUGAAAUGUUUUCCAGGGUAUGGUAAAUAACCCCUUGAUCACCUGGGUUCCAUGUGUGCAUUGUCAUCAUGUGGAGCUUUUCAUGGGAGCAUGUUAAUUUGUUGUCAUCUUGCAUUUGCACUGCAUUGUCAGCAUUUUAUUAUUAUUUUAUACAGUACUAUAUGAGCAUGUUCAUUCAGUUGGAUAGCAACAAAAUUCUACACACACACACACACACAAUAUUAUAUGAACUAAUAAUAUUUUGGUGUUUCUAGGAAAACAUACUGGAGGGGCUCAAGCAAAGCCAUCUAAAUGAACAGAAAUGUUCCUGUGCGUUUAAAAACCUUCUCCCGUUGUAUUCUUCUCCGGUAUGUAUGAUCUCUAAAAAUAAGCAAAAAACUGUUGCCCCCAGUAGGUAAAUGCAACCCUCAGGCCAAAGAAGGUUAGCCACACCUGAUUUAAAUAAUCCAUUUGAGUUCAUUAAUCUUAUUCAAGAUGCAUGCUAAAUAGCCUGGCAAUUCCUGUGGUCCACCUCACUCAACUUGUUGACACUUGUAUUUUAUUUUACACAGGUAGAGAAUUUUCUUGAAGUGCUGAAUGAAGCCGAUCAGGUCCUUGCUGACAACUUAAAAAAAGCAUUCCCAAGCUUGAGACUUCAGGCAUAG